Molecule: messenger RNA, 8618 nt
Organism: Acipenser ruthenus (sterlet)
Lineage: Eukaryota; Metazoa; Chordata; Actinopteri; Acipenseriformes; Acipenseridae
Product: trinucleotide repeat-containing gene 6B protein-like
Exons: 24
Coding region: 414-3518 (1034 amino acids)
Biological process (GO): positive regulation of nuclear-transcribed mRNA poly(A) tail shortening; miRNA-mediated post-transcriptional gene silencing
Cellular component (GO): P-body; nucleoplasm
Molecular function (GO): nucleic acid binding
Source: RefSeq, a predicted model, not a curated record
CGGUAGGGUUUGGGUGUCUGUGUUUAAAAAAGUAGCAGAGGAAAUUUGACGGAAGAUGUGGAGGGUGGAGAAGAAAUUAGUUAAAAAGUAGCGGAAACAGGAAUAUAGGCAGAGCUCUGCACACACAUUAUACAGUAAGAAAGCUGGAUUUGUUUGCGGCAGGAUUAUAUCGCUAAAGAAUCAUUUUGCUUAUAUUGUAGUCGAAGAUUUUUUUUUACACACACCGAACGAAGCUGUACCGGCGGGUUGCCUCCUUGGUGCGCCUACCUGUCCAAGACUCUAUUUGAUGCCUCAAGGAGACUGGCAAGGACAAGCUGACAUCCUCUGUAUUAUCACUGAAGGGCAUCCUUCAUCUCCGCUCCAGGCUUACCUGCUGGGUGGUUUAGCAUAAUCCUCUGUUCUCAUGCUGGGAGAUGAGAAACUCACACAGGAGGACAGGGGCCCAGGCUAUAGAAAGAGAGAAACAGCCGGACAGGGAGCAGCAGUUCAUGGAAGACAAAAAAAGGAAGAAAGACGAUAAGAAGAAGAAAGAGGCUGCUCAGAAGGUUGCAGAACAAAAAACCAAAGUGCCCGAGGUGACAAAGCCGGGCCCCGCCCAGCCGCUGGCCGCCAGCCCUGUUGGCAGCAGCCCCGUGCCACCUGCCAACGGUGGCAACAAUGCCAAGAGGGUGGCGGUGCCGAACGGACAGCCGCCCAGCGCCCCGGCGCAGCGCUACAUGCCCAGGGAGGUGCCCCCGAGAUUCCGCUGCCAGCAGGACCACAAAGUCCUGCUGAAGCGUGGCCAGCCCCCUCCCCCAUCCUGCAUUCUCCUGGGGGGCGGGGGGCAGGCUCCCCUCACCCACCCCCAAUCCUCCGCAACUAACCAAGGGGACAGUGGAGUCCACACAGUAUGGAACAGCAGUGCCCCCUCUGGUCCGCCGGUGGAUAACGGCACAGCUGCCUGGUGCAAGCCCAACGAUGGCAGCACAGGCUGGGGAGAUCCCGAGGAUUCUGGGAAGUCUCCGUCAGGUUGGGGGAACCCCUCUCCCAACCCCAUCAAACCUGGUUCGAAAUCUAUGCAAGAGGGCUGGGGCGAGGCUGAGAGCCAGGUGACGGCAAAGCGGCACUCCAGCUGGGAGGAGGAUGAGGAGGGGGGGGUGUGGAACAGCGCUGGGUCCCAGGGCAACAGCUCCGGCUGGGGCCAGGGAGGAGGGGCAGGGGGCAAGAAGAUCAACAUUAAGGGUCCUUUAAAAGGAGGAAGCGGUGAACCUUGGAUGAACCCUCUGUCCAAGCAGUUCGCAAACAUGGGACUCCUGAGCCAAGCUGAUGAUCCUGCGGGCAGUAAGAUGGAUUUGUCAGUUGGAGGCCCCCUGCAGGAUAAGAAGCUGGAGGCUGAGAAGCGAGGGAUGAAUCUGGGCGACUACAACGGAGAGCUGAGGAAGGGGAGACAGGUCUUCCGCCCGCCCAAUUCCAAAGACAUGGGACCGGGGGACUCCGGGCCCUACUACGACAAGGCUGGUAAUCAUGGAGUGUUCGGUGGCGGCAGCGGCAUGGCACAGUCGCGUGGUCUGCACCCGGCGUCGGUGCCACCCAUUAACCCUUCUGCUGGGCUGCGAGCUCAAGUGCCUCCCCAGUUCCUGUCCCCUCAGGUGUCCGCGUCCAUGCUGAAGCAGCUUCCCCAGAACAGCGGCCUGAACACGGGGCUGUUCAACAUGGCCCCCCAGCUCUCCCCGCAGCAAAUCGCAAUGCUGAGCCAGCUGCCACAGAUACCACAGUUCCAGCUGGCUUGUCAGCUUCUCCUGCAACAGCAGCAGCAGCAGCAACAGCAGCAGCAGCAGCAGCAGCAGCUCCUGCAGAACCAGAGGAAAUUCCCCCAGAACGUGAGACAGCAGCCAGACCCACAGCAGCUGGCCCGCAUGAUGAAUGUUCUUCAGCAGCAGCAGAGGCAGCAGCAGCAGUCUGCGGGGGGGAUGAAGCACUCUCCCUCUCACCUGGGGAUGCCCAAACAGCACCUGGACAACCUGGUGCACUCCGGCAUGCAGGACCUGCACCCCAAAGGACAGAUGCCAGGAGGGUACUCUGGGUUUGGCUCCAGUGCGAACCUCGGCAGCCUGGACUUCAACUCCAUGGUGGGGGGUGGGAAGGAGUCUGGCUCUCAGCAGUCUCGCUUCAAGCAGUGGACAUCCAUGAUGGACGGGCUGUCCCCUGCAGCGUCCCCGCCGGAGCCCCCCAUGCACAAGAAUGGUGCUUUUGUACCACCAGGGAAGGUGCGAGGCAACUCCCCCUACUCCCAGUAUGACAUGUUGGGUUCAGAUUCACUGGGCGGGCACAGCGUUGGGGACAGCUGGCUCCCACCCCGCUCCGCCACCAACAAGAUGGGGAAUAAACCCAGCCACGCCAGCUGGCCACCGGAGUUCCAGCCUGGAGUGCCAUGGAAAGGGAUUCAGAGCGUGGACCCCGAGUCUGACCCCUACAUGACCCCCGGGAGCGUGCUAGGCGGCUCGGGUGUGUCUCCCAUCGUCGACACCGACCAUCAGCUCCUCCGAGACAACGCAGGUUCUAACCCUUCUCUGAACACCUCGCUGCCUUCACCCGGUGCCUGGCCCUACAGUGCCUCCGACAGCUCCUUCUCACAUGUGCACAGCACUUCAGCGAAGCACAGCGAGUACAAGUCCAGCUGGCCCCCUGACCCCAUCGGACACAACAAGCUCUGGAAGAGCUCCCGCAACACUACAGCACUGCCCCGUCCCCCUCCUGGGCUCACCAAUCAGAAACAACCCUCUUCCUCCCCCUGGAUUGGGGGAGCUCCCCGAUUGGCUCGAGGCUGGGGAGGCGGCAGUCAGGACUCCAGAUAUGUGGGAGGUUCGACGUGGAGUGACAGUGGGGUGGCCCGGACUAGCUGCUGGCUGGUGCUUAGUAACCUCACUCCACAGAUCGACGGCUCCACCCUACGUACGAUCUGCAUGCAGCAUGGCCCCCUGCUGACAUUCCACCUGAACCUGACGCAGGGCAGCGCUCUGAUCCGCUACAGCAGCAAGCAAGAGGCGGCCAAGGCACAGACUGCACUGCACAUGUGCGUGCUGGGGAACACCACCAUCCUGGCGGAGUUUGUGAGCGAGGAGGAGGUCAGCCGCUAUUUUGCACAUUCCCAGGGUGGAGUCACUGGCGGGGCUCAGAACACCGCGGUGUCAGCGUCUGUGUCGAGCAGCUCGGGAGGAGGAGGGGGGGCAAGUGUGCCAGUGACGGGAGGGGGGGGGGGCUGGCAGAGCCUAGAUACUAGUGCCAGCCCUGUGGACCCCAGCAACAGCGGGGCAGGCGCCAAUCUGAACCUGUUCAGCCAGUGGAGCAGCGGAGCAGCAGGCAGGGCCACGGUGGGGGGCGGCGCGGGGGACACCCAGCGCCAGUCUCUCUGGGGUGGAGCCCCCGGGUACCCCUCGAGUUUGUGGGGCUCCCCCAGCAUGGAAGACAGCCACCAAAUCAGCAGCCCGGCUCCUCUACUGCCAGUGGAUCUCCUCGGAGGGGGCACGGACUCCAUUUAAAAAAAAAAAAAAAAAAAUUUAAAAAUCUGAACUGGGUUUAUUGUUAUGGAGAAAGAGGAGGAUGAGGAAGAAAAAGAAGAAAAAAAACUUUCAACUCUGACCUCGUUUUAACCAAUUUUGUGUGUGUGUGUAUGCGUGAAUGUGUGGGAAGAGCGUGUGUGUUCUGGAACAGCACUAAUAACUUGACAGUUUUUUUUUUUUGUUUGUUUUUUUCCCCCCAACUUGCAAUAAACCAAGUUUUAUUAGAAAUACAAGGACAAAAAAUAAGACUACGCCAAAAUAUUCAGUCAGGGGGAGGGAGAAGCAAUUAUCGGUCUUGAAGCAUAUGACCCGUUUUAACUUAAUUACUAAGAAAUGAACAUAUCACUUUCUUUCAAAAUAUACUUGAACAAUGAUCGCCAACUGAAAGAGAGAGACACUCAAAUGUGAAACGAGAUGCAUUUUUAAGACAGAAAAAGCAAACAUUUAUAACAGAGUUUUUUUUUUUUACUUUUUAUUUGUAUGUUUCUACAGGUGUAAACGUGUUGUAUACUGGAGCAAGAGAGAGAAACAAACAGUCUUUAUCUGCACUGGGUGUGUUUCCAGCCAGCUCUUGUAAAUUGGUGGAAUCUCACUGUAAUAAUACAUUGGGGGUGGGUAUAUAUAUAUAUAUAUAUAUAUAUAUAUAUAUAUAUAUAUAUAUAUAUAUAUAUAUAUAUAAAAUGCAAACAUAAAUAAUAAAAUGAAGAGAGGAAAAGAAAUGGAGUGAAUGGCAGGGAACCUGGCAGCACAUGGUUGAAAGGUAAAGCAUUUUGCAUUGUGUCCCUUGCAGCACCCUGGUUUUGAAGCUCAAACCACAAUCAUCGACCACCCCUAUAAGUUCCUGUUGCCAGCCAUGCACAGUACAGAAAACGUUUACCCACGAAUGUUCUUAAAGAAUUAUCCUUUUGUUCAUUGCUUUGUUUUGUUUAGUUGUGUGUUCUUUUUUUUUUUUUUUUUUUUUUUAGUAUUGAUUGCCUAGCAAGAUUUAAAGUAUUGCACCUUUUGUUUAUGGUUUAGCUUGUUACAAGUACUACUUUGCUUUUAGGUUUGUCAUUUUUUGUAUUUCCUUUAAGAAUCUUAAAAAUAAUACACAGAGCAUCCUUUCAGCUCCCCGCAGAUAUAAACACUGUUAGAGCUUGCAAAGAUACUGGCUGCUCAUUGCAUUCUUUUUUAUGUAGCUUGGAAACUAAAACCACAAUAACUGACUUCUAUUUUAUCACAAAAACGGGAACCUUUGGAGGAAAAAAGAGCCUGUUUUGCACACUUGUCAUUGAAUUAACAAUGCUGAGGCUGGCUUCCAUUACUCUGUAGUAGUUUGGAUUAUAGGUUGUAGAUGGAGGAGAAAUUGGUUCAGGAAAAGUGGUGCGAACACGCGAAUACCUUUUUUGGUGUUAAAAUAAAUUUGUCAUUGUAUUUACAUGUGGUCCCAGUUUUUAAAGUCUGUGGCCAUUGAGUUGAAACAGUGCUAGUUUUGAUGCAGCACUUAGAUUUUAUAUUUGUUUGUUUACUUUUGUCUGAAGCGAGACACUGUUGUAGACUUGCAUUGUGGACUUCCGUAAUGUCUGUCUCCUGCAAUCCCUCCCUGGAGGUCGUUGACUGUAGUUUAUUGAAUACUGCCAGAAGCUAGACUUGUCCUUCCUGUGGUCUAGUAGAAGCACUACCCUGUUUUGCACAGAAAUCCAAGGCUGGUCUGUAGAAGUACAGCAACCGAACUGACAAGAGUUUAUCAUUUGUGACACAAAGGAGCUUGUGACUUGGACCAUACAAAUUAAACAAGAAUUUAAUUACACAUUUUGUUACACGAUAAGUCACUAAACAGUUCUAGACUUUAACAAACUCAAUGUCUUUUAAUCCGUGAAGUUCUGUAAGUGUUUCUGAACUCACUCUGCAGUGGCUGUUUGUAUGUAUGUGUGUGUGUGUAACGCAAAAUGCCACAAAAAAAAAAGACAAGUUACACAAGCAAGGGUGUGGGAGACCACUUCUCCAGUCUGGCAUGAUUUAUUUUUUCAAUUUUAACUCCUUUGGUUUAGAUCUGUGACCUAAUUGAUCAGAACUGUGCCCAAACAAGAACAAUCAGCCUCCUGCUAAAUCUACUGUUCAUUCUUAACUCUCCAACCAGUAUAGUUUCGCAGUUUGAGUCGUGGCUCUUUUGUAAUUGCCUGCUGGAGGAGAUCUUGGCAAACAUGGAGGGGAAAAUGGUUUACCUUGUCUGCUUCAAUGCUGAAUUAGCAUGGGCUUAAAAGCUGAAAUCUUGUCAAUAAAAAGGAGGGUGCAGAAACAAAAAAGUAGGAGUCUACCCUACACAACUCGAAACGUCCGUCUCGGCAGCGUCGUCCUAUGCUUUGAAAACAUAUGUACUGUAUGUGCAGAAUUUUACAUAAAACUGUUACAUUUUACAAUCUCUAUUACACUUAUACAUAAUGUCCUGCACUAUUUAAAACAAAGGUUGAGUUGGUCUGACAACUAUUGUUGUUGUUUUUUUUUUUAAAGGAAAAAGAAUAAACAAUGCAUAAAUGUGCGCACUUACAAUCCAAUUCUGUUUGACGGUGUACAAACGCAAGAUGUUUAAUUGGGCAAUAAUAUCCGAUGUCACGGGAAUUACCAGACCGUGCCAAAGCACUCUAAAUGUGGUCAUUGUCUGUGUGGGGUGGGCUAUUAGAAAAAUCUGUUGAAAGAUACAGGAUGCUUAAGAGAGAAGAUUUGGGAAACAAUCACAUUGAGAAAAUAAUUAAAUAUAUCUUAGAGAUAGGACUUUAAACAUCUGCAUUUCCCCGGUAAUGCAUUUCUGACCUGUUUUCAUGUCCUGUUGCAUGUGUGUUCUGUAUGAUGUGUUCUACUUGGAACUGCACAAGCGAAUGAAUGAUCUGAAAAGUCUCUUAAAGGUGAUUGUAGGGAAAGUGCCAUGCUUGGCACUGAUGACCAUAGAUGAAGCAUUGUGCACUGAAGCUUGUGCAAAACAGGCAAAUGUAAUGGAAGAAUAGCAAAUCUAAGCAGAGGAGGAGAAUGGUAUGCACACAGUAGGAUAUUAAACAGCUAAGAAAUUCCCUUAAACAUGCUGAUUUCUACAGGGUAAGCUGUAAGGCAUGCACUUGUUUUGUCUUGUAAAAUGUGUUUCCUGCACCUACAUGCUGGUGUGUUUUGUAAUGCAGGGCUGUUUGCCUGAGCAUGCUCACUUUAUUCCAAAGAGGUUCCAGGUGGUCACUGUUGGUCGUCAUGUGUGGCAUUGAUUACAGAACCGGCUUUACAAAUUGUAGUCUGUGUGGUGUUGUGUUUUUGUUUGUUUGUUUAGUUUUUUCCUAAAAGCAAUCAUUUGGAGCAGUGUUAACGGUAUGGCCCGAAAUUGAACAACAUUUUUUAUUUACGAAGUGUUUAAGGAAGGUUAGGGGAAUCGAUAAAUUAUUUUUAAAAAAUAAAUAAAACAUUUGUAGGUAUAUUUGGUGGGGUUGACUCCUCCCAUCUCCUUUUGAAGUGCAGAUCAGGUAGAGUGAAACAUUCAGGUAAUCUGCACUUGUCCCCUCUUGAGAUCUUUCCAGCAUAUCUUUCCCAGAUUCCAGAACCACAGUCUGCUGUGUUAUGCAGAGCUGGUGUGCCAGGGCUCUGAGCUGCAGCGUCCGCCUGUAUCUGAGAUGCAUGUUUUUGGAGAUUUGUUCUCUUUUCCUCUCCUAAUUCUCUAUUUACUAAUACAUUCAUAAUCAAAGUCUUGCAUAAAUAGAAUGAUUGAAGACUUGGACAAAACUUUGCAGACAGAUCAAGUAUUUAGUGACCACUGACGUGUCAGUAAGUUGACAAUAUUCACGGGCUGCCUUGGACAUUGCAGAGGGAGCAGCAGGGUGUUGCUAACCCCAGUGUUUCCCUGGUCACGCAGAUUGCACUUGUCACUGUUCAUGCUCCGCCCUGCGUACCGAACUGUUUAAACUGCCUGCCACGUCCUUCCAGGUGCUGCUCGAGGCACCAAACAUGCAGCUCACUCCAUCUUCUGAGGUUUCUUUCACUGUAGUACAACAUUGAAUGACCCUCUACUCCUCCUUCCUUUCUUCUAGAAAAAAGAUUCUGCAGAUUUAAUUGUAUUUGUUGUAUUCGUUUGAGUGCGUGAGUUAAAUAAAUAAAUUGGGAUGAUUUCAGCCAGGACAAAAUAACCCAUUUUACAAAGACGAUCAUAUGCCUAGAAUUGCAGCAUCGCAGGUGUUUGCUUGGACUCGCAGGCUUGCGAAGAAAGCCCUUUCAUACUUGAAAAUGCUACAAUAAAAACAAAUAUCCUUCUAAUGUGUUUAAAGAAAGACAGUGUUGUCUCUUUAAUUUAUUUUUAUGUACGUUUUACCUCUAGUAUUGUUAAUUUCUAAUACCGGCUUCUCCACCCUCACUGCAUCGAACCCUCCUGUUUGCAAUGCCAGCACAAUGCUACACUGGUCCCCUUUGAUAAUACCACUGUAACCAAUGUGUUCAUUAAUCUGUACAGCGCUUGGUGCAGAAACUGGAGGUUUGAGUGCAGAUUUAUUGACUCUCAUUUGUUACUUUUUGGUUUUUAAUGUACAACUCAAGUGGUUAGAAAGGGUGGGGGCACAAGAGGUUAGGAGCUAUUGCAGGUUCUUUUGUAACCCGGUAUGGGUUGGUUUUGUUAUGUUUUUGGGAGGGGGGUGAAUGGUUUUGUAUGAAUGAGUUAACCUGACUGACACAGGGAUGUUCUGUAUACUACCAGAUGCUAUAUAGAGAGCUCGGAAGCUCCCAGGUUUUCAUAAGUUUAUAGUUUACAAAGUUACAAAGGCUAUUGAGCAACAGCAAACACACCUGGUAAUGCUCCUGUAUGUGUGUGUGUUCCUGUAGCCUUUCAAUCUUACUGAAAAUAAGAGUUAUUGUAUAUUUAAAAAAAAAAAGAAGAAAAAAGCCUUGAUCUUAUUUCUCUAAUAGAUGGCCUUGAUAUGUAUUAAUAUGCAAAUGUGAAUUUUUAAUCUGUCAAAGAUGUGUUAAGAUUCUUUUUUUAAGAAAAGGAGAAAAAAAACUAAAUUCCCUCAAGCUUUUUGGUGUUAAAAGUAAUUUGUUUGUACAAAAACUUAAACUAAAAAAAAAAAAAAAAAAAGUUAA